This is a messenger RNA of Orbilia oligospora ATCC 24927, 2529 nucleotides long. RefSeq lists its product as uncharacterized. Gene Ontology annotation, molecular function: amino acid transmembrane transporter activity. Gene Ontology annotation, biological process: amino acid transmembrane transport. Lineage: Eukaryota; Fungi; Ascomycota; Orbiliomycetes; Orbiliales; Orbiliaceae. The transcript has 5 exons. Gene Ontology annotation, cellular component: membrane. The record is from RefSeq and is a predicted model, not a curated record. Bases 1 to 2529 code for a protein of 842 amino acids.
AUGAGUGCUGAAGGGCAGUCCGGUGAUGUCAACUCGCCGUGGAGGAAUAAUGCUUCUAACAAUAUAAACUGGUCACGACCGCAACCUCGUCACCGACAUUCACCAGGGAACAGUGGUAAUGAUUUCACAUCGAAUACAAUGACACCGGAGGCAGCACAUUUAGGGCCCGGGGAUAAUUCUGAGAGUGGUCGGGUUGGCAGCGGGGUUGGCUUACAGUUCAAAAAUACACCUUCGACAGGUCGACGUGGUCACCAACCGGAUUUAUCAAAUGACUCGACAACCUCGGGUGGAGGAGCCGGUUAUUAUUUACCUCAGGAUAGGCUGUUGGAGAAUGCUGGCCAGAUUCAGAGUAGUAAUAGGAAGUACAUAAUGGAGACGCCUGCCAUCCAGAUGGAGGAGGGAGUCGGACACGGUUCUGGAAAAUGGCCUCGACCUACAGCGCCCGCACGAACAUACGUUCCUGUCCCCGAGAUGUCUCAAAUCUAUUCGGGCGACCAUACGCAAUAUAUAAAUUCCUCGCCGCCGAAACAUAAUUUCAACGAUCCUGACGACGAAUACCAGUAUGACGUCCAGAAGGCCUACAAAAAUGAUAUCUACCAUCACCCUCCAAAUGCACGCCUCUCAACCACAUCCGUCGCUACCGGUGUUAUCGACUUCGAGGAUGCUCACGAUGGCGAUCCCGACCGGGUUGGCGCUAUUGACGAUGAUUUUUCUCACUCAACAACAUAUCCUUUGGACCAAGCCCGCUCCGCUUCCAACCACUCUAACCGGCCUACAAGAAGAUUUCCCGGUGACCACAACUUCCAUAGGUGGAACAAAACCAACGGAGAAAUAAACGAAGAUUUGCAGCGGCGCCUCGGAGCGAGGCACCUUCAAAUGAUAGCACUGGGUGGAACCCUCGGUGUCGGACUUUUCCUAGCGAGCGGCAAGGCGCUCAGUGUCGCUGGGCCCUUAGGUGCACUAAUUGGUUAUAGUUGCAUGGGGUUUGUGGUACUCUGCGUCAUGCUGAGCUUAGGAGAGAUGACUGCCCUAAUACCAAUUGCCGGAGGUAUUACCACCUAUGCUGGAAGAUUUGUCGACGAUGCUCUUGGAUUUGCUGCUGGUUGGAUGUAUUGGUUAUCUUUUGCUACCGCAUUACCAACAGAAGUAACAGCCGCCUCGAUUCUCAUUAGAUACUAUUCCCCUAUCGAAGACGAAAAGUAUAUUGCAUUGUGGAUAACAGUUUUCUUGGGAAUGGUACUAGCUGUUAAUUGCUUCAAUGUUCGGGUUUAUGGUGAGCUAGAGUAUUGGUUCGGUUUGCUCAAAAUCAUGACAAUACUUGGCCUUAUCAUCUUGAUGGUCAUCAUCAACGCUGGGGGUGCUCCGAAUCAUGCACCGAUCCGUUUUAGGAAUUGGGAGUUUCCGAACGGACCGUUCCGACAGCAUUUGGUUACCUACGAUGGGGUAAAACAAUGGAGGAAUCAGUUCUUCGAGUACCCGGAUAUCACCGGCCCCGGCGCAAACUUUCUAGCUACUUGGGGUUCCUUUACGAUUGCGGCUUUCUCAUUCCUCGGAACAGAAAUUGUGGCCGUUGCCGCCGGCGAAGCCGCCAACUCUCGCCAGGCGCUCCCUUCUGCCGUUCGACGGCUCUUUUGGAGAAUCGCUAUCUUUUAUGUCUUGGGAAUCUUUGUAGUUGGAUUAAAUGUCCCAAGCACCCACGACCGUCUCCUACAAUUCCAUGAUUCAACGGUGGGGGCAGCCACUGGGUCCCAAGAAGGCUUUAGCGCUCUUGGAUCGAAAUCGCCAUGGGUUAUCGCCAUCAUGGAAUCAUCUAUCCCCAUCCUUCCUGCUAUUAUCAAUGGCAUUUUCGUCUUUUGCGCAUGGUCUGCGGGAAAUUCUCACCUUUAUGCUAGCAGCCGAACCCUAUAUGGUCUUUCUUUAGAGGGGAAGGCCCCAAGAAUAUUCCGCAGGUGCACUGCUAGCGGGGUCCCUUACGUUUCCGUCUUGACAAGCACAGCAAUUGCUUUGACGGCUUACAUCCAACUUGCUGGGCCUACCGGACAAAUUGUUUUCGAUUACCUUUUAAAGCUUACCACAACCUCCGGUUUGAUUGUUUGGGGGACCUUUUGCCUCGCAUUUGUCCGUUUCUACUACGGUAUCGAACAAGCUCGGCAUAUCGACCGCUUUUCAGACGAGUACCCAUACAGAAGCCCAUUCCAACCAUACCUAGCUUGGAUCGGCCUUUUCGCAACAACCAUCAUUGUCUUGUUCAAUGGCUUCGAUUUUUUCUUGACCGGUCGACGCGACGCAGAUGGUGUUCCAAUAUCUCGAGAUGUUGACUUCGCACCCAACUUUCUUUCCGCUUAUCUAAGCGUCUUUGUUUUCUUCGCAUUGUUCUUCUUUUGGAAGUUCUUUAAGAAUACCUCUUUACAACCUUUAAAUCGCAUAAAUUUUGACACCGGAAUGGCUUAUGGUAUCGACGAACGAAAAAAGGAAGAAGUUUCGACUGGAAAGCGAGCCCUUCGUUUCGCAAUACGCACAAUCGGUUGA